Ilex paraguariensis (yerba mate) is the source of this 1187-nucleotide messenger RNA. The record is from the annotation of a GenBank genome assembly. NCBI's taxonomy places the organism in Eukaryota, Viridiplantae, Streptophyta, Magnoliopsida, Aquifoliales, Aquifoliaceae.
CUUAAAUGCUUCAGUGAAGCGCUAAGUACAACAAACCAGUCCGAUUCGAAACCAUGAAAGCCGUUCUUGUGCGAACCGGUUCAGUCCCGGUCCUAUCUUCGUUUGUGUGCGGUUCACCGAGAGUGUCUCUCUCCGUUCACGACUCGAUUUCCGGUGAGAAAAGCCACGUUUCUUCUCCGAAGAUUGGUCUGCGUUUGGAGGUCAAUCGUCGGAGCGUUAUGCGAAGGGCUUUGUCGGAAACAGAUGUUGUCAGAUUGGAAAGUGAGGCUUCCGAUAAGUUCUCGAAGUUGAGCGGCAUCGGAUCGCUGUCUUUUCCGGGGAAAAUACCGGAGGAAGAGUAUGUAGAAAGCGAAGAUGAGGUGGUUUUUAGAGGAAUUGGAUCUUUGACUUUGACGGGGAGAGAUUUUGAUCGGAGGAAUUACAAAGAAGAUUGGCCUGCAAGUGCGAUUCCGGUUGAAGAACUAGGAUUUCCAGGCGUUGGAGGUGGUAAAAACCGGAAUUCUGGCGGUGGCGGCGAUAGUGAUUGUGAACUCGGAACCGGUGGUGGAAACUCCGAUCAGAGCAAGAUCGGUGCAUAUUAUCAGGAGCUGCUAAAGUCAAAUCCUACGAAUUCUCUGCUGCUUAGAAACUAUGGAAAAUACUUGCAUGAGGUGGAAAAAGAUACGGCUAAAGCGGAAGAGUACUACGGUAGAGCUAUAUUGGCGAGUCCUGGAGAUGGAGAAGUGCUAUCAUUAUAUGGAAAAUUGAUUUGGGAGACACAGAGAGACGAAGAUAGAGCCAAAUCAUACUUUGAUCAGGCUGUUCACGCCUCCCCUGAUGACUGUACGGUGUUGGGAUCGUACGCGCACUUCAUGUGGGAAGCAGAGGAAGAGGAAGAUGAAGAUGAAGAUGCGGAAGAAAUAGAGAGAAAGGGUGAACAGUCGGCGACCAUGGUUGGAGCUUUCUAGCGAGCUGUGCAAUUGACAAACUGUAAUGGUACUAACAGUUUUUUUGCAGAAGCAUAACUAGUGUAAAAAGAGGAAUAAUCUGACUCAACCCUCCUCCUGUAUGCUACUGGGAGGACUCUGCAUGACGAGGAAUAAGAGAGAUAAAUUAUGUAUUUGUGUGUGUGUGUGUGUUUCUUUUGCCUUUGAUUUGAUUUGAUGUAUGUACUGUGUAAUAAGUGAUCUCUUCAAUCUUUAUAAUCA